This is a messenger RNA of Fusarium proliferatum ET1, 1749 nucleotides long. RefSeq lists its product as uncharacterized. The record is from RefSeq and is a predicted model, not a curated record. The transcript has 3 exons. Gene Ontology annotation, molecular function: protein serine/threonine kinase activity; ATP binding. Gene Ontology annotation, biological process: peptidyl-threonine phosphorylation; peptidyl-serine phosphorylation. The coding region runs from base 1 to 1749 and encodes 582 amino acids. NCBI's taxonomy places the organism in Eukaryota, Fungi, Ascomycota, Sordariomycetes, Hypocreales, Nectriaceae.
AUGACAGACCUAAAGACCGAGCCUAGUGGCCUUAGAAAGGCGCUGAGAGAGAAGUACAAGUAUGAAGGCAAUGGACUCGUCAUAAUAGAGAGUAUAUGUGGUGACCUGGGGAAACUCCUGCGAGAUUAUCGUGUGGAGGGUGUAAAUGGUCGAUUUUGGACUGACAAGUUGCUGCGGCAUAUCUUGAGUCGAGCAAGAAUUAAGGCCGAAUUAAAACGACGUGGAUAUGGAUUUGACGAUCCGGAAGUUGAUAAAUACGUCGACAAAAUCCAUCCGCCAGAGGCGGAAGUCUCAGCAGACUAUACUCCACUGGGAGCGUUCCUUAAGGUUUUCGCACUGCUUGUAUUACAAGAACGCUGCCAUGAUAUUCGGCAUUUUGUAAAUGCUGGGUUUAACGACCAGAAGCUACCUAUCAGGAUUGAGAACAACACAGUCUAUCCUCUAACCGGACCUAACACACCUAUCGCAUGUUUUGAAGGCUGGAAAAGUUCGGAGAAAGAAUACUUUGAAUCGUAUCAGUGGAGAGUUGAUACACCAUAUUUCAGCUCGACUGCGGAUGAGCCUUUGAAAGUGCACUAUCUACAUAAAGACACCUGCAAGCCGUGGCGUCGGUCUCGCGAAACACCAUCUGAUGCCCAUGAUGACGUUUCAGAUAAUAUGGGAACUUUUGGAAUAGUGACAAGAGUCGACAUCCACCCAACUUCACAUUCCUAUCAGCAACUAUUGGCAAGUAUCAAUCUUGAUUGUACAAAGUUUGCAAUCAAGACACUUCACACCACAAGCCACGAUAAUGAUUCAAAGUUCCAAGAGGAGUGGAAGAUGCUUAAGCUUUUCAACGGACUCAAGCACCCCCACCUAGUGACCGCCCUGUGUGCUUUUCAAUGUGCAGAAGAAAGGGGUUUUAUCUUCCCUAGUGCGAUCUGUGAUCUCAGCGAAUACCUGGAGAGGAGAGAACCCCCAAGGCACCGCAAGGUGACAAUCUGGUUAUCCAACCAACUGCUAGGACUAAUAGGUGCGCUCCAGACUAUACAUAAUCCGAAACAUAUAGACCAAGGAGUAGCCAGUGGCUAUGGCAGACAUGGGGACAUCAAGUGCGAUAACGUUCUUUGUUUUAAGAAAUCAGGGGAUGAAGAUGAAAUUGUUUUAGUCAUUUCUGACUUUGGCUUGUCGACUCUCAACAGCGCUAAGAGUUGCUCCAACAUCCCCAAUCAAAGGGUUCCCCCAGUUCCUGGAUACUGCCCUCCCGAAUGCAAAAUUGAAGGCGGAACUAUAUCAAGAGCCUUUGAUAUCUGGACAAUGGGGUGUUUGUUUCUAGAGCUAAUAACCUGGUUCUUAGGCGGACCUCGAUAUGUCGAAGAGUUUGAUGAUGCAAGGACCACGAUGUCCAUCAACGGUGCAAAUAACAAUGUUUUCUAUUCUUUUACAAGAAGACCUGAUAGAGAGAGUUACGCGGUGCAGGUAAAGGCCGAGGUUGUUGAAUGGAUUAUCAAGUUACAUCAACGUGCAUAUUGCUCUGAAUUCUUACACGAUACUCUUGAUAUCAUUUCAAAAGAGAUGAUAGUAGUCAUUACGCAAGGGCGAAAUCGAUCAUCGUCCAGACAGAUUUUAAACGCUUUCCAGAAGUUAUCUUCGAAAUGCACUAAGAAGACGGGUUAUGUUAUUGGCAAACCAUGGACUGCCGACAAAGCUGAAACUGUUGGAAAAUCUAUAAGAAAGGGUAAUGUCGCUGUCGAUGCAAUUCCUCGCUAG